AUGUGUGAGUGGAUGAAUACUUGCAAAGGAAACACGGGAAUAACAGGGUCAAUUACAUCUCUACUCAUCUUGUUAUCUACCCUGCAACUGGCUGAAAAUGUAACUUCGGGUAAGAAUACUAGAAAUGUUGAUUAUUCAGAAAUGUUUGAUUGCAAUAAAAUAACAUUAACCUCUGGAAUCCAAACUGCUAUUAAAUAAUAUCUAAGCAUUUCUAUUUUUCAUGUCUUUCCUCCCAGUCUCUCUGGUGACAUGUCUCUACUCUGAGGACUGUGUGCUGACAUGUAGCUUCAAACCAAAUGAAGAGGAGCUGGUUCACUGGUAUAAACAACAAAUACCCGUCCAUAGUUACUACUAUGACAGUGACCAGUUACAACUGCAGAAUGGACAUUUCAAUGGAAGGACAUCUUUGUUCAAAGACCAGCUUGUUCAUGGAAAUGCAUCUCUCCUACUAAAGAGGGUAGAUGUUUCAGAUGAGGGCAUAUAUGGCUGUUACACCAGCACCAUUAUGGGUAACAAGGAAACCUUUGUGGAUGUUAAGGUGAAAGGUUAGUUCCUACUGUUGCUGUGUGAGAUACAGUGAGCUCCAAAAGUAUUGGGACAGUGACACUUUUUGUAUUUGUUUUGGAUCUGUACUCCAGGACUUUGGAUUUGAAGUGAUACAAUGACUAUGAAGUUAAAGUGCAGACUGACAGUUUUAAUUUUAGGGUAUUUUCAUCCAUAUCGAGUGAACCGUUUAGAAAUUAUAGCACUUUUUGUACAUAUUCCCCCCAUUUUAGGGGACCAAAAGUAUUGGAACAAAUUCACAAAUUCACUUACAUUUACAUUUAAGUGUAAAUACAUGUGUAUUAAAGUAGUCAAAGUUAAGUAUUUGGUCCCAUAUUCAUAGCACACAAUGACUACAUCAAGCAUGUGACUCUACAAAAUGGUUGGAGGCAUUUUCUGUUUGUUUUGGUUGUGUUUCAGUGCCCAAUAGAAAUUAAUGGUAAAUAAUGUAUUGUCAUUUUAGAGUCACUUUUAUUGUAAAUAAGAAUAUAAUAUGUUUCUAAACACUUCUACAUUCAUGUGGAUGCUACCAUGAUUACGGAUAAUCCUGAAUGAAUCGUGAAUAAUGAUGAGUGAUAAAGUUACAGACGCACAAAUAUAAUACCGUCACAAAUAUAAUUGUCACUGUCCCAAUAGUAAGUAGUGCUUUGUUUCAUCAUGCGAAUUAAGAAUUUUCAUUUUACACUUUUUUUCAGAGGUUGUUAAAGGUCCAAUGCAGACGUUUUUAUCUCAAUAUCAGAUAAUUUCUGGGUAAUAAUUAAGUGCCUUACAGUGAUUGUUUUCAAUUAAAAUGGUCAACAAGAAACAAAAUGGCUUCUUAGCAAAGAGCGAUUUCUCAAGCAAGAAUUUUGCUAGGACUGUCUGGGAGUGGUCUGAGUGAGGAGGGGAAAACUAGCUGUUAUUGGCAAAGAGCUUUGGAACUCUUUCUUGUUGGUCUAUUAAAGGAAAGUUCCACCCAAAAACUAUAUUUUGGUAUUUGUUUCAUUAGUCCAUUGUUGAUAUAGUCCCAAUUUUUUUUGCAUGUCAACAAUCAAGUUUAAGUAUAUAACUUUCAAAGUACAGAAAUAUAGCCGGUAUGGUGCAUGCUGCGUCAUGUGAUGCAAAACGCAGCAUCAUACAAUGCAAAAUGCAUCAUACCAUGUAUUUCUGUAUUUUGAAAGUUAUGCCGCAUUCGAAACUAGUCGGAACUAGGAAACUCUGACAUUUCUGACUUGCUGAUUCGUUGAACAUGUAUAACUACAACCAGUUAGCAAGUCAGACAUUUCAGAGUUUCCUAGUUACCGACCAGCACGUGAACGUGGCAUGAUAUAUUGUAUCUUGAAAACUUGAUUGAUGACAUGCAAAACAUUCACCAUGCAGGCUAAUACUCAAUCCCACCAAAACAGGCUGAAAUUUCAGUAUUUUUAAACAAUAUCACAGUAUUAUUCCAGCCUCGUAGUGUGUAAAUAUACACUACAUGACCAAAAGUAUGUGGACACCUGCUUGUCGAACAUCUCAUUCCAAAAUCAUGGGCAUUAAUAUCGAGUUGGUCCCCCCUUUGCUGCUAUAACAGCCUCCACUCUUCAGGGCUCUGUGCAGGCCAGUCAAGUUCUUCCACACCGAUCUCGACAAACCAUUUCUGUAUAGACAUCGCUUUAUGCACGGGGCAUUGUCAUGCUGAAACAGGAAAGGGCCUUCCCCAAACUGUUGCCAAAAGGUUGGAAGCACAUAAUCAUCUAGAAUUUCAUUGUAUGCUGUAGCAUUAAGAUUUCCCUUCACUGGAACUAAGGGGCCUAGCCCGAACCAUGAAAAACAGCCCCAGACCAUUAUUCCUCCUCCAUCAAACUUUACAGUUGGCGCUAUGCAUUGGGGCAGGUAUCCGCCAAACCCAGAUUCGUCCGUCGGACUGCCAGAUGGGGAAGCGUGAUUCGUCACUCCAGAGAACGCGUUUCCACUGCUCCAGAGUCCAAUGGCAGUGAGCUUUACACCACUCAAGCCAACGCUUGGCAUUGCGCAUUGUGAUCUUAGGCUUGUGUGCGGCUGCUCGGCUAUGGAAACCCAUUUCAUGAAGCUCCUGACGAACAGUUCUUGUGCUGCCAGAGGCAGUUUGGAACUCGGUAGAGGACAGACAAUUUUUAAGCGCUACGCACUAAAGCACUCGCCGGUCCCGUUCUGUGAGCUUGUGUGGCAUACCACUCCGCGGCUGAGCUGUUGUUGCUCCUAGACGUUUCCACUUCACAAUAACAGCACUUACAGUUGACAGGGGCAGCUCUAGCAGGGCAGAAAUAUGCCGAACUGACUUAUUGGAAAGGUGGCAUCCUAUGACGGUGCUACGUUGAAAGUCACUAAGCUCUUCAGUACAGGCCAUUCUACUGCCAAUGUUUGUCUAUGGAGAUUGCAUGUCGGUGUGCUCGAUUUUAUAUACCUGUCAGCGACGGGUGUGGCUGAAAUAGCCGAAUCCACUAAUUUGAAGGGGUGUCUACAUACUUUUUGUGAUGUAGUGUAUAUAAAACACAGGAAAAAUCUAUUUUUUUGACUGCACUGGGCCUUUAACUCUUGUGACUUAAUUUAUUAAACAGAGAACACUUCUUUCUUUUUUGCAGCUCUCAUCCAGUCAGUGAGAAUGGAGAUGACUGGGGAGGUGGUCUCCUGUUCAUCUCAAAACAUCUAUCCUGCCCCUCUGGUGGCAUGGUCCACAGACCCAUCGUCUGGCCCAGAAACACUGCAGAACUCCACCGUUAAAACCCCAGACUCCAAGGGUCUGUACACAGUGGAGAGCACAGUGAGGAUUCUGGGUAAUGUCUCUGACCACGCCUACUUCUGCUCUGUCAUCUCUGCAGACAAGGCCCAGGUGUGGACCACCUCCAUAAAGCAGACAGGUAUUCAGAUCCUUCACCCAUUUAUCAAAGUCCACCAUAACAAUAUAAAGGCCAAAAAAAGUUGGACAAAACUAGCCAGUGACACUUGAAUGUGUCUCUAUUUCAGAGGAAUUUAUUGGAGAGGCAGGGCGAGAGCUAUCCAUACCCUGCAUCGCUCCACAGAACCUCCAGAACUUCUCCCUUACAUGGACCUUCAUCAGAACCAAUGAUCCCACACUCGUCCUCAGCUACGACAGCAAAACCAGACGGAGUUCCAACUUCUGGGAGGGCCAGGCUGGACUGGAGCAGGACCAGGUUCUGAUGGGAGACGGAUCCCUCCUUCUUCACAACCCAGAGAGUCAGGAACACACAGGAACCUAUACCUGUACAUUCACAGGCUUCCAGAGGAGACACAUGGUCCAAACCCAGGUCAACAUCACAGCCAGACGACUCACGGCAGGUAACAUGUAGAAGGAACAAUCAAAGAUAUAGAGGAUGAACAUCAAAAGUAAAAUGACCAUGAUAUUUCCAAUUACAGGUAUAACCAAGGUGAUGGCUGAUCACAUGCUGUGGAUGAUUCCUGCAGUGUCAACUCUUCUGUGGCAGUCCCUGUCGAACUAUAUACACUGAGUAUACCAAACAUUAGGAACACUUUCCUUUUUCCCUCAGAACAGCCUCAAUUCGUCAGGGCAUGGACUCUACAAGGUGUCGAAAGCGUUCCACAGGGAUGCUGACCCAUGUUGACUCCAAUGCUUCCCACAGUUGUGUCAAGUUGGCUGGAUGUCCUUUGGGUGGUGGACCAUUCUUGAUACACACGGGAAACUGUUGAGCAUUAAAAACCCAGCAGCGUUGCAGUUCUUGACACACUCAAACUGGUGCGCCUGGCACCUACUACCAUACCCCGUUCAAAGACACUUUGAAAAGGCAAUCUUUUGUCUUGCCCAUUCACCCUCUGAAUGGCACACAUACACAAUCCAUGUCUCAAUUGUCUCAAGGCUUAAAAAUCCUUCUUUAACCUGUCUCCUCCCCUUCAUCUACACAGAUUUAAGUGUAUUUAACAAGUUAUAUCAAUAAGGGAUCAUAGCUUUCACCUGGAUUCACCUGGUCAGUCUGUGUCAGGACUGCCCAACCCUGUUCCUGGAGAGCUACCGUCCUGUAUCUAGCACACCUGAUUCUAAUAAUUAGCAGGUUGAUAAGAUGAAUCAGGUUAGUAACACCUGGGGUUGGAGCGAAAACCUACAGGAGGGUAGCUCUCCAGGAACAGGGUUGGGCAACCCGGGUCUAUGUCAUGGAAAGAGCAGGUGUUCUUAAUGUUUUGUAUACUCAGUGCAUAAAUAAAUAAUAUAUUUGAGGUGUGAUUUCACAUGGAUGAAAUAACACUUUGGGAGAGGGGUUAGAUGCCAGCAACCUUUUUUUACAUGGUAAACAAUGGCCAGACACACACUUACUCUCAGGCACAGUUUUAUGGCACAAGUUGUAUGGUUGAUAAGUCUGUGAACUCAAUUACUGUGGCCUGGCUUAAUGGAGUAAUGUGUAAUGAAGCAGACAGCAGGAGGUUGGCCUGGGUGGUGUGCAGGUUAAUGGAACAACUGCUUGAAUAGUUGCACAAAGUGUAUACCACAGGCGGCCAGUGGCACCUUAAUUAGGGAGGACGGGCUCAUAGUAAUGGCUGGAACGGAAUCAAUGGAAUGUUAUCGACACAUCAAACACAUGGUUUCCAUUAACUUGAUUCAAGCCAUUAUUAUGAGCCGUUCUCCCCUCAGCAGCCUCCUGUAACCAAGCCAGCCAUGACAAAGAAAAUAGUAUAUUCUGAAUGAGGGGAUGGUGGAGAACAAUCCACGCUUCUUUUUUUUCCCUCUUUGUUUUCGAAUAAAAAAGUAAGAAAUCACAAAAACAAGGUGUGAAUUGUUCUCCAUUCACCCCUGAUUGAGAAUUGUCAUGGCAUGCUUGGUUCAAUAGCUAUUGAUGAGAGAAAACAGAAUAUCCAAUAUAAAACUAAUUUUACCUCAGUGCCAAACCAAACCAUAAAACAACCCUCAGAGCAGAUUAAGUUCAAAUUAAAUUGUAUUCAAUAUUCUGGCUUGCAAGGAACAUUUACACAAUUUUGCACACAAACAUUUCAUGCUGUAUAUACCAAUUAAUGAUGUAUUAAAGCCUGAUUAAUCAGACUAAACUAAUGUCUACACAUGGUUAGGCAGGUUAAAGUUUUACUUGCUUGGUUAAUAAGUCCUUGUUUCAUCAAUGUAACAGCCACUUUGACAUGGAUUCACACACACACACACACAGCUCAUUACACACACACACACACACACACACAAUACUAACAAAUAGAGACUAAGAUCUGGACACAGACCCUCUGCGAUGGCACUGACACAUGGACCUGCCACUGUGCUCCUGAUCUUUCUGUGGACAUUGUCUAUGACUGACUCCAAAGGUACAGUAUGACUUGACCUCCUCUCUCUCGCUCUCUAAAUAGAACAGUAUAUUUCAGGGGAGAACUGUCUGAUCUACUGUAACUAAGCUCUAAGGAGGCGGUGUUAUUGGUGCUCUAUGUGUAUCUCUCGUUUUAGAACAUAUUUUACUUGUCCAUUUGGUGAUCCACAGAAUGUCCUAACGGCAGGUAGGGUGCUAAUGGAUUCUACUUUAUUAGGACAUUCUUUUCCAUUUCCAUUAAGAGGGUUUUUGUUGCGAUGAAUGUCGAAAAAUAACUAUAUGGUUUGUAUGUGUAUUGAUCUUAUAUUGAAUGGAAUUUACUGCCAGUACAUAGUUUUGAAUGAGAAUAUCAGUAAAACUAUCCCAAGCAAAGAUAAGAGAUAUUUAUUUUGGAAUGACGAUUCAGGUAAUAGCAAGAAACUAAAUGUAGUGACUUGUUCAUCUAACCUUCCUGAAUGUAUUUAUUGAACAUCACCAGAGAAAUGAUCGAUAGAUGCUAAUAUGUUGUUGUGGACAUUUAUUCUAUAUUGUACAUCUAAUUAUACUUGUACGUAGAUUCAUGUACUUUUUGUCAAGUCUCUGCUGUGAGAAGAGACUACAUGUUAAAUAACACAAGAUAAAUGAUUUGUUUGGGAGGAAAACAUAUUUGGGUAUUUGCUGUUGGCCAUUGAAAGUUUAGAAGGGAGAACAUGAAUUGUGCUGUAAUAUUCUGAAAAGGCAAGUCGAUUGCAUGUAUUUUACUUUAAUCAACAUGCUGAUAUUCUGGUCAUCUUACUGUUUGGACAUGUUCUCACCAUCCAUAGAUGGUAUACUGUCAGUGUUCCUCAAAACCACUACUUUCUAACUUUCAAACAUUGCUUUUCAGAGGCUUAUGUGACCUGUUUAUUCCAUGAGGACUGCAUGCUGCCCUGUAGCUUUAAACCCACUGGUGCCGUGGUCAUCCACUGGUACAAACAGCAGAUCCCUGUUCACAGCUACUAUUACAACAAGGACCAGUAUGGACUGCAGAAUAAGAACUUCAAUGGAAGGACAUGCUUGUUCAACUCCCAGAUUGCCCAUGGCAAUGCAUCGCUCCUCCUGAAAAGGAUAAAAGUUCAGGACAAGGGAAGAUACAAGUGCUACACCAGCACCAGGAAGAGGAACCAGGAGACCUUUGUCAACCUGGGGGUGAAAGGUCAGUGAAAAAUCUCCCUAUUGUCUCCUAGUUUAUUCCUCUUGCAUGCAACAUUUAUUGAUGGACAGUUCACACAAACCACUUUCUAUUCAUCAGUAUGAUUCCACGUUUCAAAUCCUGUCCAGACAUUUGUAAAGCAUUAAAAAGCUGGCAGGCUUUGAUAGCCAUGCCUAUCCCUGUCUCACUAUCCCUAUGUUAACUGUGUCCGUUUAUUUGUUGUGUAAUAAGAUAGACCUCUGUAGGAGAGCCAAGAGGAGUGUGGUUAGUCUGUAGUGUUUCAUAAAAGCUUAGGCCUAGUAUUGUGUAUAACACAGUUUUGUGGGACCAUGUUUGUUAGUGCCCUUUAAUUCAUUAGUCUACCCUCAUUCACGGUCGUGACUGCAGAAGGGAAUAAAGCUGUCUCUAUUUUCCACUGUAACACUUGACUGGGCCCUGCCUGCAGUAGUCUACAGGGAACACCAUGUUUCCACUGGGACUGUGGCUUGGUCAUGUGAUAGGACCUUAGGGGGGAGUUGGGGUAAGUUAAGCCACUUUUUACAUUCAGCAUCACUCCAUCAAGGGAAAUAAAGUAUUAUUUCUAACAAAGAUAUCUACAUAUAUAUUUCAGGAUGUUGUGUAUCCCUGGAUAUAAUCUGAAUGCAUGUAAACAUUACAGUUUUGAAAACAUACUGUAGCUUGUCCAAAAAAAGUGGUCUCUUGGCACAACUUAGGGUUAGUCAUUUCUGUACUUAAUGAAAUAUUACCGCUAACGUAAAAAAAAAAAUGUCUAUCUUUAUUUCCCAAACACAAUUCAACACAAUUACAAUAACUUUGUCUUUUAAUCAUUCUAAGCAUAUUUUAAAGGCCCAAUGCAGCCAUUUUUGUUUCAAUAUCAAAUAAUUUAUGGGUAACAAUUAAAUACCUUAUUGUGAUUGUUUUCAAUUAAAAUAGUCAAAAAUAAAACACACAUUUUGCUAGGACUGUCUGGGAAUGGUCUGAGUGGUGAGGGGAAAACUGAAAACUAGCUGUUAUGGCCCAGCGGUUUGGAACUCUCUUUCUUAUUGGUCUAUUAACUAAUUUACUGCCUGGUGAUACAGUAUCACCAAGCAGGCAAAAGCUCCAUCCCACCAAAACAGGCUGAAAUUUCAGGCUGUCUUUUCAAACAGCUCCUACACUAAAAUGGCAUUAUCAUAAUUUUCACAAUUUCACAGUAUCAUUCCAACCUCAUGGUGUGGAUAUAUAUACAAAACACAGGAAAAUCACGUUUUUGAGUGCACUGGGCCUUUAACACAGGCUUAACACCUAAUAAACACUUUGAACUUAAAAAAAAACACUUUUAACAUAGGCCAGUCCCUGGUGUUACCUAAUUUCCCAGCAAUAAUGCCUUGUAUUACGCCUGGGAAAAAAACACUUCAAUUUGAUCAACUUGCCAUUGGCUCAAUCAUUGGCUCAACUUACCCCAAGGCAAAGAUUUUGAUUUUAUUAGCCCACACAACUACAUGAAUGCUCUUUCAUGUUACGUUUAGGACCACAUAUUGAAGCUUAUAGAUACCCCAAAUGAAGUAUAGAACAAUCUUAAAAUGAUCUAUAGUGGGGGAAAAAAGUAUUUAGUCAGCCACCAAUUGUGCAAGUUCUCCCACUUAAAAAGAUGAGAGAGGCCUGUAAUUUUAAUCAUAGGUACACGUCAACUAUGACAGACAAAAUGAGGAAAAAAAAUCCAGAAAAUCACAUUGUAGGAUUUUUUAUGAAUUUAUUUGCAAAUUAUGGUGGAAAAUAAGUAUUUGGUCACCUACAAACAAGCAAAAUUUCUGGCUCUCACAGACCUGUAACUUCUUCUUUAAGAAGCUCCUCUGUCCUCCACUCGUUACCUGCAUUAAUGGCACCUGUUUGAACUUAUCAGUAUAAAAGACACCUGUCCACAACCUCAAACAGUCACACUCCAAACUCCACUAUGGCCAAGACCAAAGAGCUGUCAAAGGACACCAGAAACAAAAUUGUAGACCUGCACCAGGCUGGGAAGACUGAAUCUGCAAUAGGUAAGCAGCUUGGUUUGAAGAAAUCAACUGUGGGACCAAUUAUUAGGAAAUGGAAGACAUACAAGACCACUGAUAAUCUCCCUCGAUCUGGGGCUCCACGCAAGAUCUCACCCCGUGGGGUCAAAAUGAUGCUUUGGGGCUGUUUUUCUGCAAAGGGACCAGGACGACUGAUCCGUGUAAAGGAAAGAAUGAAUGGGACCAUGUAUCGUGAGAUUUUGAGUGAAAACCUCCUUCCAUCAGCAAGGGCAUUGAAGAUUAAACGUGGCUGGGUCUUUCAGCAUGACAAUGAUCCCAAACACACCGCCCGGGCAACGAAGGAGUGGUUUCGUAAGAAGCAUUUCAAGGUCCUGGAGUGGCCUAGCCAGUCUCCAGAUCUCAACCCCAUAGAAAAUCUUUGGAGGGAGUUGAAAGUCUGUGUUGCCCAGCGACAGCCUCAAAACAUCACUGCUCUAGAGGAGAUCUGCACGGAGGAAUGGGCCAAAAUACCAGCAACAGUGUGUGAAAACCUUGUGAAGACAGAAAACGUUUGACCUGUGUCAUUGCCAACAAAGGGUAUAUAACAAGUAUUGAGAAACUUUUGUUAUUGACCAAAUACUUAUUUUCCACCAUAAUUUGCAAAUAAAUUCAUAAAAAAUCCUACAAUGUGAUUUUCUGGAUUUUCUUUUCUCAUUUUGUCUGUCAUAGUUGACGUUUACCUAUGAUGAAAAUUACAGGCCUCUCUCAUCUUUUUAAGUGGGAGAACUUGCACAAUUGGUGGCUGACUAAAUACUUUUUUCCCCCACUGUACUUUGGUUUAGAUACAAGCAUCAUGAAACCUCUAACAAUACAGUAAUUUGACUUUUUUUACCUAACUUGCUUACCAUUUUUUCCAUGUGUUUUUUUACUUCACAGACUCCAUGAAAUGAUGACCUCUCCCUAAAUAUUGGGUCAAAUUAUUAAUUUUGUGUAUGGUUUACUAGAAACAAUGGGUGGCUCAACUAACCCUUUCACUCAACUUACCCCACUCUCUAUGAUGUCAUAUAUCCAUGAAUGCCGAAGUUGUCAUACUAAAAAUGCAAUAGAACAGUAGAAAAUUACUGAUAUGCCAUGAUUGGACAUGUAAACCCCUUCUAGAGGGCUAGUAAAUUAAUGUUAUCAAUGUUUGAAAAAAAACUCAAGCUUCAUACUUUAUUCAAUACUAUCAAGAACAAUGUUUUCUCUUUUUCAGCUCUAAUCCAGUCAGUGAGAAUAGAGAUGACUGGGGAGGUGGUCUCCUGUUCAUCUCAGAACAUCUAUCCUGCCCCUCAGGUGGCAUGGACCACAGACCCACCGUCUGGUCCAGAAACACUACAGAACUCCACCAUCAAAACCCCCGACUCCAAGGGGCUGUACACAGUGGAGAGCACAGUGAGGAUCGUGGGUAAUGUCUCUGACCACGCCUACUUCUGCUCUGUCAUCUCUGCAGACAAGGUCCAGGUGUGGACAGUCUCUCUGAGGCAGCAAGGUAUGGAUCAACAUCCUUGGACGCAGUGUUAUGUUUAUAAAACCAGGUCUCUCAGAAAUUCACAGUGAACUAGCUGUUCUCUCCUUGAUAUAGUCUAAAAUGCAUUUUACAAAGAACUGACUAAGCUUGUAUUUGAAAUGCUCCUUGGAACAGGAACUAGGUAAUAUAGCUGUGAGCAGCAAUGAACGGGGUUAACAGGAUGACAGAAAGGACAGAAGAUCAGUUGGAUAACAAAGCAAGCACUGUACAUGUAGGAACUCUUCCUUUAUGUACAAUCAGUGAAAGCAUCACCAUGUUUAUCUCUCAAUAGCACGAGGAUGGCUCAAGUGAAGUUUAGUCUAGUGCUGUAUGACACGUUUCAAGUUGAUAGGCCACUGUAGAGUGGAUUUACAGUGAUUUAAAUGGACCAAAAUCAGAUUUGUUUUAAUUUGUCAAUAACUCAGCCAUCUUUUGACCAAUCCCUUAGCUGUUCUCAAACUAAGUUAAGACAUGUACCAUAGGCCAUUUGGUGUCAUUUGGUCCUAUGGUUCAUGAGAAGAUUUCUACAUUAUUUUAAAAGUAUUUUUGCAUAUUAGCGUACGCGCUAAUAUGCAUCUACUGGUAUAGUGUGGCCAUAUUUAAAUGCAUCAAUGUUAUUUUCUCAAACUCUUUAGGGACUAUUGUGAUUAGUCCAAUUACUAAAUUUAUAGUCCAUGAGAUUAAGAUUUUUUAUGAUUAUCUUAGGCAUUAGCAUUACAUUGUCAAAAAAGUGAAUUGUUAAGUGUCCUUAUUUUUUAAUAUGCCAAACUUAACAUGGUUCAUAAUGUUUAUGUCUUUGAUGACCCUAAAAUGUUUCAAGUUGAUAGGCUAUUGUGGAGUGGAUUUUAAAAUGAUUUAAAUGGACAUGUAAAAUCUGAUUCCCUGAUUUAUCAAUAACUGAACCAUCUCUUAACCAAUCCCUUAAUUUUUCUCAAACUAAGUUAAAAGAUGCACCAUGGGCCUACAUACCAAAUGUGGUGUUAUUUCCCAGAUGGAGCUAAAUCUACCCUGCUGCACCUUAUGGGUCCUUGAGGGAAAGACACCUACAUACAAAGUCUCUAGGUCAAACAGGGCAACGGAUAUGAGAGUUUAUAACAGUACCCGGGUGCUAUAAUUUUUUACCAAGUUACUCAUAGCCUCUAGUUUCUGUGUGCCAAAUUAGAAAAAAAAGUUAACAAUCUACACUGAGUUUACAAAACAAUAGGAACACCUUCCUAAUAAUGAGUUGCACCCCCUUUUGCCCUCAGAAUAGCCUCAAUUCGUUGGGGCAUGGAAUCUACAAGGUGUCGAAAGCGUUCCACAUGGACGAUGGCCCAUGUUGACUCCAAUGCUUCCCACAGUUGUGUCAAGUUGGCUGGAUGUUCUUUGGGAGAUGGACCAUUCUUGAAACACACAGGAAACGGUUGAACAUGAAAAACCCAACAGUGUUGUGGUUCUUGACACACUCAAACCGGUGCGCCUGGCACCUACUACCAUACCCCUUUCAAAGGCACUUAAAUAUUUUGUCUUGCCCAUUCACCCUCUGAAUGGUACACAUGCACAAUCCAUGUCUCAAUUGUCUCAAAAAUCCUUCUUUAACCUGUCUCCUUCCCUUCAUUACAUUUACGUCACAUUUUAGUCAUUUAGCAGACGCUCUUAUCCAGAGCGACUUACAGUUAGUGAAUACAUAUAUAUAUUUUUUUAUACUGGCCCCCCGUGGGAAACGAACCCACAACCCUGGCGUUGCAAACGCCAUGCUCUAUCAACUGAGCUACAUCCCUGCCGGCCAUUCCCUCCCCUACCCUGGACGACACUGGGCCAAUUGUGCGCCGCCCAUGAGUCUCCCGGUCGCGGCCGGCUGCAACAGAGCCUGGAUUCGAACCAGGAUCUCUAGUGGCACAGUUAGCACUGCGAUGCAGUGCCUUAGACCGCUGCGCCACUUCAUCUACACUGAUUGAUGUGGAUUUAACAAGUGACAUAAACAAGGGAUCAUAGCUUUUCACCUUGAUUCACUUGGUCAGUCUAUGUCAUGGAAAGAGCAGGUGUUCCUAAUGUUUUGUAGACUGUGUAUGCUUGAGCUAUUUGACCAUGUCAAGGAUUUAUUUUUAAUAAGAAUUCAGACAAUAACUAUAGCUUUGCUGUGAACCCCUAAUUACUGGUCAGUCUGUUCUUUUCGUGUCUCUAGAGAAAACCAACAUGUCCGGAGAUAUAGUGACAUUUAAAGAGAUGUAAAAUAUGUGACUCAUAAAAAUGGUUACCAGCUUAGAAUCACUUCCAUAUGGUUGAAUUGUAUGAAGUUGUUGACAAAGGGGAGAGAUAUAAUUGACACCAGUGGUGUAGUGGAGGGUAAAGUCACUUAAACGCUGUUUACUCACCUUUUUUUUGUGCGAGCGUUGACCCACCUUUUGCGCAAAAAUGCAUUGAAAGGAUAAGGAGCGCUACUUUACUCAUCACGAACAACGAUCAUUGUUUACCCUCCACUACAUCACUGAUUGACACAUGACUUGUGACAUGUUUCAUCUUGCAGUGGAAUUGAUUGGAGAGACGGGGCAAGAGCUGUCCAUACCCUGCAUUGCUCCACAGAACCUCCAGAACUUCUCCCUCACCUGGACCUUCACCAGAACCAAUGAUCCCACACUCAUCCUCAGCUAUGACAGCAGAAUCAGGCGGACCUCCAACCUCUGGGAGGGCCGGGCUGGACUGGAGCAGGACCAGGUUCUGAUGGGCAACGGAUCCCUCCUCCUUCACAACCCAGAGAGUCAGGAACACUCAGGAACCUACACCUGUACAUUCACAGGCUUCCAGAGGAGACACAUGGUCCAAACCCAGGUCAACAUCACAGUUACUCCAAUAGGUAGGUGCACAUUCAUUAAAUAUGUAUAUGUUCUUUACACUAUUCAUAUAGAGUAUAUUAUUACAAACACGCCAAUACAAGCAGAUAGUUAAUGAGGAAUCACAAUGUCUGUUUCACAGUGGAGGAUGAGCAGAACAGUGAGAGGUCAUGGUGGGGCACAGCAGCCUCUGUCGCCUUCUUUGUCUUCACAGUUACUGUGGCCCUUCCACGGUGUCUAAGGCACAGAGGUAAGUGACUACACACCUCUAAAUAUAAUUUUCAUAAUUAUACUACCCAAAAGACAAAGCUGUACACCUGAUUGUAUUUUCACCUAUCUGUCCUGUAGGAAAGCAAACAACAUAUAAUUGGAAAGAUGGACGACCAUUGCCUGUAAUGAGACCCUCACAUGCAGGUAACCAUAGCGCAGGGGUAUUCAACUCUUACAGGAGCCUUUGGGUUCUCUGUUUUACCUGAUAAUGAAUUACAUCCACCUGGUGUCCCUGGUCUAAGUUCCUGAUUAGAGGGGAACAAUGAAAAAAAGCAGCGGAACUGGCUUUGUGGUCCAGAGUUGAGUUUGAGGUGACUAGAGCACGUGUCAAACUCAUUCCAUGGAGGACCGAGUGUCUGCGGGUUUUCACUCCUCCCUUGUACUUGAUUGAUGAAAUAAGGUCACUGAUUAGUAAAGAACUCCCCUCACCUGGUUGUCUAGGUCUUAAUUGAAAGGAAAAAACAAAAACCCACAGACACUAGGCCCUCCAUGGAAUGAGUUUGACACAUAACAGUCAGCUUGUUUUAAACUGUUCUUGAGGAGGAUGACUGUGUUUGGUAAAAUGCUAUAUUCUUGUGUUGUAGAUACAGCAAUAAUCAUGAUUGGGUCAACUUUACACCAACAAAAUGGAGCAGGUCUGGAUGAAACAGGAACAAAUGAACAUAGACCACAUAGCCAAGGAUUGUACAUAUCUGGACCACAUACACUAGAGGGUGACAUAACACAGCCAUAUACUCCAAGACCGGAUGAAUUGGCAAGCGAUGUUCCAGAGACAGCAGGAUGUUCUUCACCACGAUCACAGUCGCUACUGAGUGAGGAGCUAGAUGGUGACACAAUCAAACCACAAACACCAGGCAAUGAUGGACCACAGCCACACACACCAGAGAGUGAUGAAGUAGGAAAUGGUGGCCCUAUACUUGGAAGUUAUUCACAAGACCUUGAUGCAACAAUAUCAUAUGCCCAAGAAGGGAUGCCGGGACCAUGUACAUCAGGAGAUGAUGAAGAAGUAAGACUUCAUCAUCUACAGACACAUGAGGAGGUCCCGUCAGACCAAACACCAGAUGAGUUGAUUCCUCUGGAUCAGAUGACUCUGAAAGUGGUGCACACAUCCAGGACUUACCAGGUAGUAAUGCACCAGGACCUUACAUAACAGGAAGUGGCAGCAUGUCAUAAUGGACUAGCGAUUGAAGAGAUACAGUACUUCUCACAGUACUGGAGCAGGCAAAGGUCAAUGGUCACAGCUGAGGAUGGACACGUGGCUACAUCAAUAUCCUCACAGAGUCAUAGUCCAUGUCCAACGCAGGCUGAUGUGGCCAGACCUAUGAACAAUGCAACUAUGGUCACCUUAUCAAACUUUGGGAUGGGUUGGAUUUUGGGGGGGAAAUUAGCAUAAAUGCAGUCAAAAAUACUAUUUAAUUAGUUAACAUCGCCCUGUUUGAUAUUUGCCAUGAGUAUACUGUUAUGGUAACCUACAUUUUCAGACUAACAUUUUAAUACAUUUAUUAAAGAUAACUGGGUCAA
Coregonus sp. 'balchen' is the source of this 15104-nucleotide messenger RNA. The record is from the annotation of a GenBank genome assembly. NCBI's taxonomy places the organism in Eukaryota, Metazoa, Chordata, Actinopteri, Salmoniformes, Salmonidae.